AUGGCGCCUUUCUUCACCAACAUGAGCUGCGACCCUUUCACUCCCCGAAGCGCCCAGUGCAUCAUUGGCACCUAUGUUCAGUACGCGGUCAACGCUAGUUCUGCAACCGAAUAUCAGAACGCCCUCAGCUUUGCAACCUCCCGCAACAUCCGGCUGGCAAUCCGCAACACUGGUCACGAUUUCCUUGGUAAAUCGACCGGCGCAGGGGCUCUGGCUAUCUGGACGCACAACAUCAAAGAGAUAUCGGUCACGGACUACAGAAGUGCCGCUUACUCCGGCAAAGCCAUGAAGAUCGGCGCUGGCAACCAAUUCUUUGAGGUCUACCCUGCUGCCAAUGCUGCCGGAGUAGUUGUGGUUGGAGGCACAUGCCCAAGUGUCGGGAUGGCUGGCGGUUAUACACAAGGCGCCGGUCAUGGCCUGCUGGUCUCCAAGUAUGGGUUCAGUGCCGACCAGACCUUGGCCUGGGAGGUUGUUCUGGUCAAUGGCACUCUUGUGACAGCCACACCUAGCCAGAACUCGGAUCUGUACUGGGCCUUGAGCGGUGGCGGAGGUGGAAGCUACGGUGUCGUCCUCUCUCUGACUGUCAAAGCGUACCCAGAUCAACCGACCGCCGGUGCCAACUUGACCUUCGCCGCGAGUCAAAAUGUCUCGAGGGAUCUGUUCUAUCAAGGCGUCGAGAGAUUCCUUGCUCAACUGCCGGCGAUUCUUGAUUCUGGAGCAAGCAGCAUCUGGUCCAUCACUAACGCUUCCUUCACGCUUGCGCCGACGGCCGCCAUCGGCCAGACAAAAGAACAAAUCGACGCUCUUCAUCAGCCCGUCGUCGACGCGUUGACUCAGCUCAAAAUUCCACACAGUAGGUGACCCUCGAGUCCCCCGAAAGUGUUCGAAGCUAAGCAAACACCUAGCAUACUUCUCCGCCAACUACCCAACAUAUCUCGAGAUGCUGAAUGCCAUGGAUACCGGAUACGAAACAGCAAUGUAUAGCAUAGGUAGCCGCCUGAUUCCUCGAGACGUGAUUGUUGGGCAAACCCGGAACUUGACUCAGGCAAUCAACAAGAUCGAAAGCUAUCACACGCAGAUCCUCGGCUCCUCUUUCAAUGGAACACACACGCCGACCUCGCCCAACUCUUUGAACGCAGGGUAUCGGGACGCUACCAUGUCGCUUUCCAUCGGCACGUAAGUGGUAUGCCACGCCUAUCAUCCUCUAUGCGGACUGACAGUGAGCGCAUCAGUUUGUACGACGACAAUAACAGAACUGCCAACGUUGAGAGCAAUAACCUGAUGACGAAUACGCUCGUCCCGGCUCUGUCCAGCUUGAUACCAGGUGGCGGAAACGCAUAGUAAGCGAAGGCCCCAUCCACGCUCGUCCCUGAAUCUAAUUGACUGCUCCAGCGUCAACGAAGGAGAUCCCUUCGAGCCAAAAUUCCAAAAGGUUUUCUGGGGUGAGAACUAUGACCGCCUUCUGCGGAUCAAGAACGCGUAUGACCCAAACAGUUUCCUUUGGGCACAAGCCGCGGUGGGCAGCGAGGCAUGGACUCUACAGUCUGAUGGCAGACUUUGCCGGUCCCAUUGA
Messenger RNA from Lecanosticta acicola, 1573 nucleotides. The record is from the annotation of a GenBank genome assembly. Lineage: Eukaryota; Fungi; Ascomycota; Dothideomycetes; Mycosphaerellales; Mycosphaerellaceae.